Molecule: messenger RNA, 2349 nt
Organism: Annulohypoxylon maeteangense
Lineage: Eukaryota; Fungi; Ascomycota; Sordariomycetes; Xylariales; Hypoxylaceae
Product: DUF155-domain-containing protein
Exons: 2
Coding region: 377-2125 (582 amino acids)
Source: RefSeq, a predicted model, not a curated record
CACAUUCUCACGUUAUUCCACUUCUUCUUUGUCUAAAAACUUUUAGAUACUCUAUUCAUCUAGUCUAUAAACUUAUCUAUUCAUAUGCCCUUUCCUCUUUACGUGCCCAUUGAAUGCGGCUUGAGAAUUUAGAAGAAACGUCGUAUAAUUGAAAUUUCGACGUAAACAUUCACUUCUUCUUACCCAGGAGCUGCCAACAAACCCAACUCAACAGAGCCAAUUCGCUAAGUCCUGAUCACCAAUGCAUAUUGGAGCUCUUAUAUGGUAAUCUGGAUUGAAAGUGGUUGUUGGAAGAUCUCUGUAGGGUUUUGACGCUUCGUCGGGUUAGAAACACGUACUACCUAAUAGUACCCAUACACCGAUUCAUCGAUUCAACAUGGCAGCCAAAGGGGAGUCUGUCCGUGGAACCCCGCCUCGAUCACCGAUGCGCUUCAUUUCUGUCGACAACGUCCUACAAUACGCUUCCGAAAUUCCUUCCGGUCAACCACGCGUCCCUCCGCAGCGUGUGCCGCGUAGCACUCCCGGAGGACGCCGACCUAGCGGGAGAGGACUUCCUAACCUUGCAUCACGCACGGGACAGCACAAUAUGCCGUCACGAACCACACGAAUUAGCGAAAAACUAGUUCUGUUGCCCGAGACGACUGAUGACGCGGAAGUAGAGGACGAAGAAGCCGAAUCAGUUCUUCGCGAGGAUGAAUCUAGACCACUGAAAGAUGAGGAAUUGGAUGUUUUACGGAAAAGAGGUGGCCUCCGUGGGAAGAGCUAUGCUGAACGGUUGCCCAAGUUUGAAAGAACAGAGAAGCUGUCCAGGCUCACGGCAUACUGCACAGCACAGUCAUAUAAGAUGAAGUCGACCUCGGAAUUCUUACGAAAGAAACACGAUGCGAAGACUAAGCUCUACGACGAUUGCCUAUAUACCGUCUAUCACAUCCCUUUACUCCCAGGCUUGGAUGGAUGUCGCGUGAGGAGCCGGCCAAUACUUAAGACACCUGGUACGGGCAAGACGGUUCUUGACCUCGAGAUCGAACGGAGUGAACAGAGAGACGAACAUAUGGGAUACUAUGACGACUAUGGAUACGGUGAACGGGGUGAAAGUCCUAGUCACGAAAAUGGAGGAGGGUAUCAUCCAUCACCCGAAGAAAGGGGCAGGGAUAUAGAGAGCCAUCAUUCCGAACAAGACCAUUCAUCCCUAAGUCCGAUUAAUAGGCUCGCGCCAGACGUCAAGCAAUUUGCCGAAAUGUUCGUCUUCUCAUACGGCGUGGUAGUCUUCUGGAACUUCACCGAAGCACAGGAAAAAGCCAUUCUGGCCGAUAUCACAUUCGCAGAACCCGAAGCUGGAGGUUCAUUGGUCACACGUCCUUUUGACCAGAGUGACGUCGAGACAGAGGAAUUCCAUUUUGAGUAUAAUGCAGAUGUGAAACGGCCUAGGAUUUUUAAUGAUAUGAUCACUCUUCUUCCGAGGUCGGAUCACAUGGUUAAACUCACCAUUAGCCAUGCUAUCGCGCAGAGCACAAAGUUGAUUUUCUUCGAGGAGAGGAUGUCGGAGACCAUGGUGAACGCGCAGCACGUACCCAAGCGCCUCGCUCUUACUGGAGAGCUUAACAUGACGAGGACUGAGAUCGUGAUGAUACUUGGCCGCUUAUUUAAGAGUCGCGUGGAAAUCAAUCUAUCAUCAAAUAUCCUUGAUGUCCCCAACUUUUUCUGGGACUCUGAACCUACAUUACAUCCACUAUAUGUCGCUAUUCGCGAAUACUUGGAAAUUGAUCUGCGCACUAAAGUGCUCAAUGAGCGAUGUCGUGUUUUCCUCGAUCUUGCCGAGAUCCUCUCGGAUUCGGUCGCCGACUCGAAGAUGAGCGCUAUCACAUGGAUCAUAAUUGUUCUCAUCAUUGUCAGUAUAUGUGUUACCGUGACCGAGGUCGCUUUGCGAUUCGGUAUGCUGUCUAAAGAACGAGGCAACGGCAAUGUUAUUGCCACUCCUAAUGGAACCCUUGAACCUGGAUGGAUUGCCGUUAGAUCGGACGCCACUCUCGAGGAAUUGAGAUCAUGGGGCGUAACUUUAAGUAAGGAAGAGAAGUCCGCCGUGUGUGGUGCGGAAUACAUUGGGACCACCUUCGCGGGUAUCUGAUUUUCUUGAGUUAUACACAAUCUUUCCCUAAAGCAUAUGCAUUCUUAGGAGCAUGGGUGGGAAGUCGGCGCGUUAGAUUACAAUUUUGAUACCCUUUAAACAGACCGUUCAGCUCAUGUAUCAUCUAGCAUUUAAAAUAUGUCACUGCCCCCUUUUUACCUAAUGUAUAGUAAUAACCAUUGAACAACGGGGACUUGAAUCUUACAAAGCUUCGAUAUUGGGUC